CCCUCUCUGCUUGAGUUGAACAGUUACAAUCUUCUCUCAGAAACAUGGUUCUUGGAUUGAUUGAGCAAUCAUGUAAAUAAAGAAAGAAAAAUAUAGCUGCAGCUUUCGAAUACUUCUGCUUUUUUGGGUGUUGGAAAUUUUGGGAUUUUCAUCUCAAGUUUCAAUUGUUUUUUUUCUUUCUUUGAUUUUCUCACUUUCUUGGGGUUUGGGUGUUUUUUGUGCUUUUGGUUCAGAUGGGUACAGAGGUGGAGAAAGUGAUAAAAAAGGAGGAAAAUGGAGUACCCAAGAAAGAGAAAAAGCUGCACAAUGAUGAUAGUUCAUGCAUACAAAACUGUGCCUCUUGGGAUUGUUUCUUGUCAUGGGAGUUUGGCUACUACCACCAUCUCUUCUGAACAAGAACAAAAAAAAAACAACACAGAUCACACACUCGCACACCGCUCCCAAAUCCCUCUUCUUGUAGACAACAACUUCAAGAACAAAAAACUAAAGUAAAAUAACCUUGUCUUGUGUUUGGUUGGUUGCAAGAGAUCUGGUAUUGACCGACUACUACUACAGUACUACUCUUACUACUACUACUACUACUACUAUUAUCAAGAAUGAAGAGAUCUCUUGGCAGUUCUGAUUCGUUGGGUGCUCUGAUGUCCAUCUGUCCCAACUCUACAGAUGAAAACAGCCCGAAAGGCGACUACCCCAUGUACACGAGGGAGUUUCAGACCAUGUUGGAGGGGCUGGACGAGGAUUGCGGCGGAGGUUGUGUGGAAGAAACGGGACAGGUUUCGGAGAAGAAGAGGAGGCUGAGGGUGGAUCAGGUUAAGGCGCUGGAGAAGAACUUUGAGGUUGAGAAUAAGCUUGAGCCGGAGAGGAAAGUGAAGCUUGCACAAGAACUCGGGCUGCAGCCGCGCCAGGUGGCGGUUUGGUUCCAGAACCGCCGUGCACGGUGGAAGACCAAGCAGUUGGAGAGAGAUUACGGCGUACUUAAGGCCAAUUAUGAUGCCCUCAAGCACAAGUAUGAACAACUUCAGAGGGACAAUGAUUCUUUACUCAAUGAGAUUCUCGAGCUGAAAUCGAAACUGAACGAAGGAGAUGGCGAGCACGACAGCAAAGUUUCGGUCAAAGAAGAGCCAUUAGUGUCCGAAACUGAGGCGAAAACCGAGAUCGAAGCCCCUUUCAUUGAGCUCAACUUCGAGAACUGCCGAAAUGAACUAACAACAAUGAUGAGAGAAGCCUCAGUUUUCGUCGACUUCAAGGACGGAUCCUCGGACAGCAGCGACUCGAGCGCAAUAUUGAACGAGGACAACAACAAUAGCCCGGUCGGGGCAGCUAUUUCUUCGUCUGCCGGGGGGGUUCUCCACCACAGCCCACCGGCACAUGAUGAUGAAUUCUUGGACAAUGUUCACGGAAUUGGACUGUCGUCGUCUGCCAUAAGUCUUCAUCAGUUGUCGGACUCUAAGGUCUACCAGCCGCCGCAGUUCGUGAAGAUUGAGGAGCACAAUUUCUUUGGGGAGGAAUGCUGCAGUAGUUUGUUCUCUGAUGAUCAGCCUCCAACUCUGCAUUGGGACGACUGUUCUGAUGUGUGGAACUGAAUGGAAAGGUGGAAAAUGUAACAAGUAUUCUUGGCACGAACCAUGUUGGAAUAAGGACAUGAGAAGGCUGGUCAUAAGCCCUACUGCAUCCCAGACCGACAAUUUUGUAUAGUUUUAACGUGGGAUUAGUACAUGUAAACAAUGGAGGUAUCGAUGUUGAGGAGAGAGAAAGCAGCAGUGGGGAUGGAGUGGUGGUGUGGGGGAAACGAAUAAUUAUUACUACUACUUGUUAGUAGGUAGUAGAUUCAAUGAGCUCAACGUUAACUUAUUUUGGGGCGGAAAACAUCGGGUUAAAUAUAUUUUACACUCCUGAAUUAUGCACGUCGUAUUUAUUUCUUAACGUAUGAAAAAGAGUUGGAGCC
This is a messenger RNA of Sesamum indicum (sesame), 1945 nucleotides long. Its product is annotated as homeobox-leucine zipper protein ATHB-16. Gene Ontology annotation, cellular component: nucleus. NCBI's taxonomy places the organism in Eukaryota, Viridiplantae, Streptophyta, Magnoliopsida, Lamiales, Pedaliaceae. The record is from RefSeq and is a predicted model, not a curated record. Gene Ontology annotation, biological process: positive regulation of DNA-templated transcription. Gene Ontology annotation, molecular function: DNA-binding transcription factor activity, RNA polymerase II-specific; sequence-specific DNA binding.